AAGCCGACCGAUUACUAAUCUUGCCGUUUCAAUGAAGAAACGCAAGUUUUUACAUCCUUCAACGAGGACGCUUAGUCUACACAAAAUUUCAAAAAUUCACAUCACAAAUAGAGCCGUAAGGCUAAUAUCCGGUGUAAUAAGUUCGCCUACCAGCGAAAAUCACCGGGAAAAAAAAUUUCAGUAG
Meloidogyne enterolobii is the source of this 184-nucleotide messenger RNA. Lineage: Eukaryota; Metazoa; Nematoda; Chromadorea; Rhabditida; Meloidogynidae. The record is from the annotation of a GenBank genome assembly.